CAAUAUUAAUCAUCGAAGUAGUAUUCUUGUACUAAUCCUAUUGCCUACCUUGUUUAGGACAAUGACGCCAUUUUGUUGCGCCGGCUGAUCGAAAUUAAGAUGAUAAAAUAGUUAUAUUUGAGUUCCUUGUGUUAUUAAUUGAUAAUUACUUGAGCUUUGAAAAUCUUGUAAUCAAGGCUCCGCCUGCGACAAAAUUUGCAUGUAACGUAUUGCGCAUAUUGACGAUGUGAAUAUAUUGAUUAAAGUGUUCUUUACCGCAAAUAUGAACACAAUCUGAGUGUAAUUUGCGUUUUUCGGUAUUUCAAUAAGACAGGAAAUGAUUAGAGUUAUGUUAUAAUAAUGACAAUAUCAAUGAAGGAACAAGACCAGAUGCCCGGGGAGAUGGCAUUCCCCGAGGCUAAGUUGAAAGCGCUAGAAGAAAAAAUUUCCCAUCCACGUUGGGUAGUACCAGUUUUGCCUGAACAAGAGCUUGAAGCCCUUUUAAUUGCAUCUAUGGAAUUAGCAACAAAAGGUGAAGAUGUCAAUAAUCCACACUGUCAGCGGUUUUAUAAUGAUGCCCUCACAGUAUCAUUUACAAAGAUUUUAACAGAUGAUGCAGUUUCAUCCUGGAAAAAUAAUAUUCAGCAAUGUGUGCGAUCAAAUUGUGAAAAGCUUGUUAAAUUAUGUGCCAUGAAAUUGGAUGAUCCGAGAUUUUUACAUCUUUUAUAUAUGGUCUUUAAUCCAGGAAACAAAUUUCAUACAUUUAAUGCAUCAAGAACUUGUGAAGGCUUGUCUAUUUCUAAUACUUCUACAACCGGGGGCCAAGGCUCAACUCAGGAAUCUGAAGUAUUUGCCAGGUCACAAGACCAUCGUACACCAAGAGGAUGGCUGGUCCAUCUUAUUAAUGUGUUUGGCCAGGCUGGUGGUUUUGUUAAGCUUAGAGAAAGGUUUGAAUCAAUUAUGGGUUUUAAAAAAUCUGAUUUAACUACUUCUGUAAUUAGUGAAGAGAAAAUUUCAAAUGAAAUAACAGAGAAAGAAAGUGAGGAAAAUGUAGUAAAUGUUACAGAAAACAUGUCAUCCAUGACUGAUAGUAUUGAGAGCUCUACAACACGCAAUGAGCAGCCAUCAUCAUUAGAGCAGCCUACAAGCGGAGAGACUCGCGUCGCUGCUGUGUGGCAACUUUUGCGUCCUUUGGGUCUUUGCCAUGACCUUCUAACACCUCACACAGUUACUGUGUACCUCUUACCAGUUCUGGAAUGUAUUCCAACUCUGCUAGAAAGUCUUACAGAUGAUGAGUUAAAAAGAGAAGCGCGUGGCAGCGAGAAUAAGACAGACACUGUGUCCUGUUUGAUUAGAGCAUGCAAAUGUGUUUCUGUUAAGACACCUCAACAUCACAGUCUACUUAAAUCAUUAGAAAUGUUCCGUUUGAAGAUGAUCCUGCGAUUGUUACAAAUGUCAUCAUUCAAUGGAAAAAUGUCUGCUUUGAAUGAAAUUAAUCAACUCAUAAGUACAAUCUCACAACAGCCUAAACCUGAGUGGCUCACACCUGCGGUUAUUACGAAUUGGAUACGCGAGAAUAAAGUAGUAGAUAUAGUUUUACGAGAUUCUCUUCACCAGCCUCAGUAUGUGGACAGGCUGGAGAAAAUGCUUAGGUUUAUGAUCAAAGAGAACUCGCUGACUCGGGAAGACUUGGACGCCAUAUGGCGAGCUCAGCAAGGGAAGCAUGAGGCAAUAGUGAAAAAUCUUCACGACUUGCUCGCAAAAUUGGCGUGGGACUUCACACCGGAUCAGUUAGAUCAUUUAUUUGAUUGUUUUAAGGCAAGCUGGGCCACAUCGAGUAAGAAACAAAGUGAUAAAUUAUUAGAAGUAAUUCGACGUCUAGCAGAAGAUGACAAGGAUGGCGUAAUGGCUAACAAAGUACUGGUAUUAUUUUGGAAUUUGGCGCACUCAGACGAAGUAUGUACAGAAAUAAUGGAUGUGGCGCUGGCAAACUUAAUUAAAAUACUUGAUUAUAGCUGCAGUCAGGAUCGCGAUGCUCAAAAAACUUUAUGGCUAGACAAAUGCGUGGAGGAGCUGAAGAGCAACGACAAGUGGGUGUUGCCAGCGUUGAAGAUGAUGCGUGAGAUUUGCUGCCUGUACGAGGCGGGGGGCGGCUCGGGCGUGCGGCCUCACGUCACGCGCCAGGAACUCAUCGACCGACUGCAGACGCAGCACUCGCUCGUCAUUCUCGUCACUGACUCACUGACGCUGUAUAUGGACGCUGUUCGGAGAAAGCUGGCUGAAGAGGGAGAAAUAGAUUGGGAGAAUUGGCUGCCAGACGGGAGAUACCCACACUCGGCGCAGGUUCAUGAGCGCCUUAGCUUCCUUAGGUUUCUGCUGAAAGAUGGACAGUUAUGGCUGUGUGCUGAACAAGCGAAACAAAUUUGGAUAUGCCUGGCUGAAAGGCCGGCACACCUUGGUGACCGGGAAGCGUGUUUUCGUUGGUUUAGCAAACUAAUGGGGGAGGAGCCAGACUUAGAUCCAAAUAUAAAUCUGCAUUUUUUUCGACGAAACAUUAUGACACUGUCCCCAAAUCUUUUGACUCACUCGGGUAUCAAAUGUUUCGAGAGAUUUUUUAAAGCUGUUAAUGCCAAAGAAGGCAAACUUAAGGUUAAACGUCGUAGUUUUUUACUUAAUGAUGCUGAUCUCAUAGGAUUAGAUUAUUUAUGGAGGGUAAUAACAGAAUGCGAUGACGACAUAUCCACGCGCGGCAUCGAGCUACUGAAGGAGGUGUGCACGUGCACGGGCCCGGCGCUGUCGCCCGCGCAGCACCACGAGGGCUUCCUCACCAAGUGCUGUGCGCGCACGCAGCGCCUGCAGAAGGACAUGGAGCUGCAGCAGGAUACGACGGAAUGUUGUACUCGCAUGUGUAGAGUAAUUCGUGCCAUACAGGAAUAUAUAAACGAAUGUGAUAGGAAGUUCACAUCGGAGCGACAAAUACUUCCAAUUUAUAGGUCAGGAAGAGGAAGGCAAUGUACUAUAAUAGUGAGAUUUAAUUUUCAAACAGGCCAAAGACAACUUGAUGACAUAGAACUAUUUUCACACUCAAACGAGACGCUACAUUCAUUACGUACGGCCAUUCAGAGAAGUUUACUUUAUUCUUCUAGAUUAAAAUGUACAACUGACAGCAACAUUAAGUUAGAAAUGUAUGUGAAUAAGCUAGAACUAUAUGUAAACGGAGAACUAUUGGACACAAGCCACGACCGCAAAAUACUCUCACAAAUACCUCUUAGGGACAAAACUGUGAUCAUGGCAAAGGUAUAUGACGGACAAGUGUGCGGAAGUGGAGGUUGUGGGUCUUCUAAUGAAUCAAGCAGUGACUCUAGCACCUCAUCACCCCCUAUACCGCCUACUCCGGAGCAUGCGUUGCCGGGCGCCCUUUUCGCCCAAGGCUCGUGGUAUAUUCCUUUCAUUUUAGAGUUAGAACACAUAGGUAUUACGAAAGGUCAUGCGCCGUUGACUGAAGCGGCGCAUCUUUUAUCACAAAUCUGCCCUAGUCAUAAACAAACGGUGGAUAAAUUGACAGAAGCACUUCUUAGUGCCGAGGAUACCAAGUUAAGAGACAUGCUUUAUGGACCUGCACCACCCACCGUUGCAUAUAGUAUAGAGGUUCUAUAUAGCAUGGUGAUGCCGUCCUCCGACUCAAGAUUAGAACGAAACCGAAGUUUUCAGUUACAAUGUGUGAAAAAAGCACCACUUUUAGUACAAUGCUUAUCUGAUAGCGAGUUCUUGAAGGAUGCUGCUCCACACACCAGAAGAGUUGGCUAUUUAGCCUUAGUGAGAUUAGUCAAGUUGGCUCUGUAUACUUUAGGACAUCUUUUUGAAAUCCUCGCCCCAGAUGGCUCUGACACAACUGUUGACAAAGAAUUUCGGAUGGAUGUAACAAUAUUGCGGGAAGCACUACAAACAGUUCCUAAUCACAAUUGCGAGCUUAUCGUCAAAGCCAUAGCCGAGAAAUUGGCAAAUACAUUAGGAGAGCAGAUGGUAACAAGUAGUGAGGACAGCGAUUCAGUUUCUACACUGGUAUGGUGGCGCGUGCCCACUACAGCUACGGUGCGCGCUCUCUAUGGCCUCGCCUACUCUGUGGCACAGCCUUCUGAACACAAUGGUCUAGUGCAUUCCGAUGACGUCAUUUUGGUGCGGGAAUGCAUGGAAGUCGUCACAAUAUGCAUGGCUUUGGGAGGUGGCCAUUUAGAAUCUCUUCUUCAUGAAACCUGGUGGCAAGAUGCUGUGAUGUACUUAAUGAUCGACUGCCCUAAUCCUCCGGUGAGAGUAUCGUGCGCGGAGCAGCUGCUAGCGAUGUGCGCGUGGGGCGGCGGGGGAGCCGCGCGCGGCGCGCUCACGGCGCUGGGCGGCGCGGGCGGCGCGGCGUCCAACGCGCGCCUCACGCGCUACGCGCGCCACGCGCAGCAGUUCCUGCAGCUGCUGUGUCGCCUCGUGGCGCUGGCCGGCCCUACCUCGCGCACCUUAGACGACUUGACUAUAGAGGUUGAAUGGCUUCGAGCGGUCAAAGCUAACCCUGCAACAUUGGACGACACAUUAAUGGAAGGCCAUUUGAACCUGACCAAAGAACUUUUCACACAUGUUCCAGUACAAGUUAAAUUUCAAUAUGGUGCUCAUCCUGACCAUAAGGACUCAGGACUGAUCAAGGAAGUGACGACGGAGUUCCUGUGGCCGUACUCGUGGGCGUGGUGCCGCAUGGGCGCGGAGGGCGAGGGCGCGGCGGCGGGCGGCGACGCGGAGGAGGGCGCGGCGCCGCUGUGCCGCACGCCGGGCGCCGCAGCCGCCGCCACCGACCUGCUACUGGCGCUGGUGCACGCCUGCGUGCCCAACAUGGCCGAGCUCGCUAACCUCCUCGACCAGAUGUUCUAUAGCGACAAAAGCAUGGGUCUCUCGGAGUGGGAAUACAUGCCGUGCGUGGGCCCGCGGCACCCGGCCGGGCUGGUGGGCCUGAAGAAUGCGGGAGCCACGUGCUAUAUGAACUCGGUGUUACAGCAACUGUACUGCGUACGCGCCGUAAGGGACGUCCUACUCACCGUGCAAGGAGCUGCAACAGAUCCCAAUGAAGAUUUUUCCGGAGAGGCUCACCAUCACAACAUAAUAGAGAACAACAUUGAGAACAAUUCUGAUUACAAUAUCACAAUAUUGAAGCAAGUUCAGGCUAUAUUCGCACAUUUACAUUACAGUAAACUACAAUACUAUGUUCCUAGAGGACUAUGGGCACAUUUUAAGUUACAAGGAGAACCAGUGAAUUUAAGAGAACAACAGGAUGCAGUAGAAUUUUUUAUGUCAUUAGUAGAAUCUCUAGACGAAGCCUUGAAGACUUUAGGGCAAGAACAAUUAAUGGCUAAAACUAUGGGGGGGACCUAUUCUGAUCAAAAAAUCUGCAAAGGGUGUCCACAUCGGUAUUGCAAAGAAGAACCUUUCAGUGUGGUAUCUUUAGAUAUUAGAAACAUGUCUCGGUUGCAAGAAUCCUUGGAGGCCUAUGUCCGUGGAGAGCUUUUAGAAGGUGCUGAUGCAUAUUACUGCGAUAAAUGUAGCAAAAAGGUGGUGACGGUAAAGCGCUUAUGUCUGAACAAAUUGCCCCCGGUUUUGGUUAUACAGUUGAAGAGAUUUGAAUAUGACUUUGAAAAAGUGUGUGCUAUAAAGUUUAACGAUUACUUCGAAUUUCCCCGGGAACUGGAUGUUGAACCAUACACAGCUUGGGGUCUGGCGCGGGCGGAGGGGGACUCCACGCUGUGGGAGGGCGGCGCCGAGCGCACGCCCGAGACGCACUACCAGCUCAGCGGCAUCGUCGUGCACUCCGGGCAGGCGUCCGGGGGACACUACUACUCCUAUGUUCUGCUCAGGGACAAUGGAAGCGAAACUGGCCGAUGGGUGAAGUUGGAUGACGGCGACGUAUCCGAGUGCGCGAUGCAUGACGACGAGGAAAUGAAGGCGCAAUGCUUUGGCGGGGAAUACAUGGGCGAGGUGUUUGAUUCAACUGUAAAGAGAGUGUCGUACAAGCGACAGAAGAGAUGGUGGAAUGCUUACAUGCUCUUCUACACACGCAAAGACACAAUCGAAACGUCUGGUCUCGAACAAAUUAUGCAAAAUGUGACCCUAAAGGAAAGCGCUGUUCCAAGGCCUAUCUGGAAUUCGGUUCGGCGAGGCAAUAUAGCAUUCUCACACAAUCAGGACCAAUUCAGUGUGGAGCAUUUUAAUUUUAUGAAGAAAUUGUGUUGUAUACGACUGCAAGUAUUGCCUGGAUCUCAAAACGCAGUUUGGGGACCUGAACAUGAAGAGAUGUCGAUGCUAGCCAUACAAUUAGCUACAAAAUUUUUGUUCCAAGUCGGAUUCCACACGAAGAAAUCAUUACGUGGUCCAGCCUCGGACUGGCAUGACAUUCUAUGUCAGCAUUUACGAUGUUCUCAAGCUGUCAGGGCCUGGUUCGCCACUGAUCUCUUUAAACAUUCUCAUAGGUUAUGUGACUAUCUACUCUCCUGUCCCUGUGCUGAAAUUAGAAUGGUGUUUAUGAAAGUAAUAGUCUUUGUGGCACAUUUCUCUGUACAAGAUCCACCAGUUAGUAACGGUUACGGGUCGUGGUGCUCGCGCGACGAGGUGUCGUCGCUGUCGGACCAGCUGCUGUGCAGCGCGCGCGCGCUGGCCGUGCCGCAGCAGCACCACCACCACGCCGACCACCGCCACCUGCCGCUGCUGUUCAACCUCUUCCACGCCUACGCGCUGCUCGGCCUGCCGGAGAGACAUCAGCUGCUGCGGCUCAAAAUCUUGGAUAUCUUGUUAUCGGUAUGCUUGGAUGACUCUUCUUCGUCACUUGGAAAAUAUCAAUAUCCAGAUUCUGCUAAAUUACAUCAGGUACCAUAUCCAGAUUCUGCUAAAUUGCAUCAGGUGGUUUGCGCGCUGGUGCGAUGCUGCGACGUGAGCUCGCGCUGCCAGUCGGCCACCGCCAGCGAGGGCGCGCUGCCGCUGCCCAACCCGUACGGCGACCCGCCGCAGAGCCUCGGCCAACUCGUCGCCCGGCCCGUCAUCUCUCCCACCGCCGCUGACGUGCUCUACAACAGGACAGGGUCAUACAUGAAGAAACUAACAGAAGAGUGUUGCGGAUGCGAAGAAGGAAUAAGACUGCUACAGUUUCUGUGCUGGGAGCAUGCCGGCUGGUCGCGUAUGGCUUUGGCCGAGCUCUUGUGGCAGAUGGCCUACGCCUUCUGCCACGAGCUGCGGCGCCACUCCGAUGCCCUCACGGCUCUGCUGUUGAUGGAAGACAGCUGGCAACACCACAGGAUACAUAAUGCUAUCAAGGGAGUGUCGGAGGAACGGCCGGGGCUGCUGGAGACGGCACUGCGCGCGCGCGGCCACUACCAGAAGCGUGCGUAUGCGUGCGUGAAGCUAGUGGUGGGCGUGAUGUGCCGCACGCCGCUCGCCGUGCGCGCCGUGCACGCGCAGCCAGACGCGCGGCGGCGCUGGCGCCAGCUCCUCGCCUGGCUGCAGGACGAGCUCGAUCGCAAGUAUGGCCCAGGAGGUUACAGUUCCUACGGCACGUGGUCACCGCCCACCAUCUCCAACGAGUCCACCAGUGGAUAUUUCCUUGAGCGAAGUAACUCCGCGCGGAAGACGCUGGAAAAGGCGUACCAGCUGUGCCCGGAGGAGGAGGAAGAGGAGGAGGAAGCGCGCGACGCAGGCUCGGGCUCGGGCUCGGGCGACGCGGGCGACGACAGCGCCGACGACGAUGCGCCCGACGAUGACGAGCCCGCGCCGCGCCGCCUCGCGCUGGCGCCGCCCGCGCCACCCGACCCGCCCGCACCGCCCGCCCCGCCCGCGCCGCCCGCUCCGCCCGCGCCCUAGUCCGCCUCACGACCCUUUGUGUUUCGCCCCAAGUUUAGUGCGAGGCGCCGCCGCCUAGCCGUAGUUUUGUUCUGUGAUGUUAACGAUACGUGUACACUAGCUCGGUCGCGCGCCUCCGUCGACGCGACGCUUAAUUUUAUGUAACUAUGUUCCGCUUUAAAAGUACCAUAGUAUUUAUUUUUUCUGACUAAGACUUAUUCUAUUCGUUAGGAGAAUUUAUUUUCUAUCUACGCAUAGUAUAUGUAUAUUUAAUAUUUUAUUGUUGUAAGGGAUUAAAGUGUUCGGUCGACCCCGCUUAUUAUUGUCGAAUGAUACUCAUAGAGAGUAAAAAUUCACAGGUUUUAAAUAAAUUUUAGCCUACUAUUACGCAAUCGAGGGGUCACUAAUUAGCACUGCGUGUUGUUGUGCGCGUGGAAGCACGUGAAAAUAGUCGGUCGAACGACAGUCGGUAAUGUGCGUCUUAUAUUAUCAUACAGUGUGAAUUCAAUCGAAGAUCUUCACCAUGAAUCCUCAAACGAAUUUCAAAAUCUAUUUUUAAGCAUACACCGCACGGUGGUGUAAAUAAAAAGUUAUAACAAAUGUACAAUUAAUGUAAUUAGCCUUAUCUGUGCAUAUAAUUUUGCGCAUUUGCGUGGCAUUACAUGACAAUAUUUUUAAACAAACAUUAAUUGCUUCAUUAUCAAGUUUGAUAGUCGAAGUCUGUAGCAAAGUAUAUCUCUGUAUAAAUUUAGAUAGUAUUUGACUUUAAUUGUUUUAUUGUUCACUUUUCUUUUAAGUCAGUGUUGAUAAAUUCAUUAAGGUAAGUACUUGUGACAGCAUUAAAUAAGAAACGAUUUUUUAAAACGCGUCGGUUUUUAUUUAUUCAAAACAUUUUGCCCUUUUACGAUCCGCACUCUGCGAUGACGUACCACUCUUUUAUUAUUUUGCUACAAAUUAUUGCCUUUUCUUGCUGUUGUCACCAAAAGAGCGUUUCCACGGUAUCCAAUGUCCGAUUUCAUACCGGUCUCAUUUCUGAGCAUCAUUUUUCCGUAGCACGCGAAUAUUUUAACAUAUAGGUUUAUUGCGUAACUUUUUUUUAUGCACAAUAGUUUUUGAUUUAUCGUGCAAAAUGACGAAAAAAAUACCCGAGUACGGAACCCUCGGUGCGCGAAUCCGACACGCACUUGGCCGGUUUUUUUAGUACUUAAAAAAACAAAACGGGCUGAUUGAGAACCACCUCCUUUAUGGAAGUCGGUUAAAAAAAGCGGUGCUUACGGCAUCUCUCAUAACAAGAUCGGGAUAAAUGGUAUAAUGAUAUUAUUAUGUCAUCGUUCAGACUUUGAACCUGUGCACUAAAUAAAUGUGUAAAUGUCUUAUCUAAAAAACAUUUACUUUUUGACUAAUUUCUGCUGUCUUACAUGAAAUAGAGUCGAUGAGAUAUUUUUAUGUAUAACUCACGCUUGACCGAUAAAUUGACUAUGCCAAAAUUGUUUUCGCAAUAAUGAAAAUUACCGAACACAUAUCAAACUAACUGACAAACCGAGAGGUGCCAAAGCAAGUUGAUAAAAAAGUGGUUUCUAAGACAGUUUGCCUGUAUCUCCUAUGGUUUUGAAUUUUACUUUAGCGCCCCAGUUAAAAAAACACACUGUAUAAUAAUAUAAUGAAUAUCACUCACGAUAGUUUAGUAAUGCUAUUUAAAAUUUUUACCAAAUUGUGCACAGUAUGCUAGUGCUUAAAAAUACUUUUGAAAUUCGUAUUAUCAAAUCCGAAUCAUAAAUUAUGUAAUUAUGUCCACGUCUCGACUCAUGAGUUGUUAGUAGUUGAUUAUAAAUUUUGCUAAACAGGUGAAAUUACUUUUGCUUUACUUUAUUUUAAUUUACAACAUAUUUACUCAUUUCGUCAUAUUAAGUAAUGCAAAAUUUAUUUAGAAUUAACCUAUUAGUUAUUAUUACUGACUGCACAUACAACUUAUGGUUAAGGCCAGAUUGUACAAUUUUGGCCUAAUAGCACUAUGCGUUUUACGCAAAAGUUUUUAUGACUUUAUUGCUAGCUUUAUAAUACAUCGUAACAAAAGCAUGUAGAGAGUGUAGAUAUUAUAGAGGUAUUAAACACUAGUCUAACAGGAAAAUGUUGCCACGUCAAUGUUCUGCUUUGUAUUAUAUGUUAUUUAUUUUUAUAUUCCAUAGAGGUUGUAUAUUUUUUUCUUUCUUUAUAGUGGUUAAUAAGUGGCGUCACUCAGGCUAUCAGGGAAAUGUGUGAAUUUGGUGUGGUCAACUUGUAUUAUAUAAAUACGCUAUAAUAAUUUUAUACCAGUAUUCCAAUCGUACAUCUAAUGAAAGCUAGUGCAGAUUUUAACCACAUGCAUUUUAAAUCUUUUGUACAAAGUAGAUAAGUAAGUUUGUUGGUCUUAUUUUAUUUCAAAAUAAUAACUACCUAGUUAAUAAAAGUGCGAUGUAUUUACUUCGUAAUAUAAAGUAUCGAGCCUUUACCAACUUUUACCAUAAUAUUACCGUAUUUAGUAAAGAUAUUAAAAAAAAUAACAUUUGUGUGGAUAUUGUGUGACAUAAAUACGCAGCGGGGAUAGGUUGCACUAUGUACGUGGAUGCAUGAACAAACUCUGGGUUCUUGUGUCAACUAUGUCAGACAAACUGCACCAAAUAUUGGUCGUAUAGACCUUUGUGCCUUAUUUUAAUUUUCGUUGCUCAAUGUGUUUAGACCUGAUAGUCUGUAUCGUCAUAAUAUUAUAAAAUUGUUUCUGAUGUUCAACCAAAAUAAUGAAUUAAUGUUAAAUUGAAUACUUAUUGCUUGGCUAAAUUUUUAAUCAUAUUUGCAUAACUAAUUUAACGCUUUCAUAUGCGUGUGAUCAUUUAUGAAUAUUAUGCUAAGCUUGGUGCCGUGACCGUUAAUUGUUGUUAACUUUAUUACCAAAGAGGAUUUAUAGAACGAGGGUAAUUGGCGACCCUUCUUCAUAGCUUAGUUAUCGAAAGGUUUUGUAUCUUUUAUAAAAUGCAAACGAUAAGGGAGUUUUGUUAACAAAAGAAAUUGUGAUCGAUCUUAGGCUUAGAUAGGUGAGAAAUAUAUGGUGUUGAGACACAAAAACAAACUGCCAAAUACAUUCAACAAAAUCAAAGCUGUGCGAGUUUCAGAACCGUGUAAAUAUCAUUAUAGCCAUAUUGAGUGUCUUCAUUUUUUUAUAACAAAAUUUUUGAGAAAGUGUAAAGGUCAGGUAUAUUAAAAUUAUGUUUAAAACUUAGUUCCCAAUUGCUUUGCACCAGUGGUUACGUUCAUAUAUAACAAAUUCAAUAAUUUGUAAAAUGUAAAGUUUUAAAACAAUGCAUGCCUAUUGACAAGGAGUAUCAAAAUAAAGAAUAGAUUUAUAAUUUAUAAGAAUCAGUUGAUUUUUGUAUAAUGUUUCUAUGGCAUAUAAUAUCAAAUAUGUAAUGAAUGGCAUUUGACAUUAUAGAAUGCUCUCAAAAAGGGAUUCAUAAAAUAUAAUAAAAUCAAAAUUAAAUUUUUGAAAAUUAA
Messenger RNA from Maniola jurtina (meadow brown), 11364 nucleotides. It is a transcript of the gene faf, whose product is annotated as probable ubiquitin carboxyl-terminal hydrolase FAF-X. The record is from RefSeq and is a predicted model, not a curated record. Gene Ontology annotation, biological process: cell migration; protein deubiquitination. Lineage: Eukaryota; Metazoa; Arthropoda; Insecta; Lepidoptera; Nymphalidae. The transcript has 50 exons. Gene Ontology annotation, cellular component: cytosol; nucleus. Bases 340 to 7860 code for a protein of 2506 amino acids. Gene Ontology annotation, molecular function: cysteine-type endopeptidase activity; cysteine-type deubiquitinase activity.